Messenger RNA from Clarias gariepinus (North African catfish), 891 nucleotides. RefSeq names its product odontogenic, ameloblast associated (gene odam). Lineage: Eukaryota; Metazoa; Chordata; Actinopteri; Siluriformes; Clariidae. The transcript is spliced from 10 exons. The coding region runs from base 85 to 747 and encodes 220 amino acids. The record is from RefSeq and is a predicted model, not a curated record.
GGUGCUUGGAGAUGGUUUAAAAAGCCAAAGCCAGAAGCACAUCCUCACAGUUCUUACGUCUAUUUCACAGUAAAGUUGGACACCAUGAAGCUCCAGACAUUCAUCCUUUCAGCUGUUCUUCUCUGCAUUUGCUCUGCAGCUCCAAUCAUCCGCCAGCAGCUUGGAAUAAUCGCCAGUAACAGCAAUGAGAUUCUGCGUCUCCCAGGACUCACACUCGCUAGUGUCGGGUUGGGACAGACACAGAUUCAGGGCUCUCAGUUUCUCUCUCCAUUCCUGGUCCAGCCCCAGCCGGAUCUCCAGCUGUUCCCCCAGGUGGUCAACUUCGGUCCUCAGGUUCCAGGAGCGUUCCUGCCACCACAACAGAACCUACCCUCAUUCCUAUUGCCCCCCAUUCAGCAAGAGCAGCCCAUAGGGCCAAUCAACCCCAAUAACCCCCUCCCCAACAACCAGGACCCCGCCCAGGUGAUUCCUCAGUAUUUCCCAUUCCCCCAGCUACCAGGAGGACAGGGUUUCCCCUUCUAUAUAAAUUAUGGCUUCCCAUCAAGAAACACAAUACCUAAAUUUCUGCCCAAUCAGAACACAGUAAAUCAAAAUGCGGCCAAUCAGAAUCCACCUGGGGCCACUAAAGUCCCUCAGCCUGCACAGAACAACGGGAAGAUGUCCGAGCCAGUGCGUAUGACUCCGCCCCCUGAUAACCGUGGAGAUCUUCCAGGACGACAGCUGGAUCCAGCGUUUUUCCAGCCGUAGGUCAGAAGAGAAUCAUAUUUCUGAGAAGCAUCCAGAGAGCUGAAACCUGUCGCACCUACAGUAUGUCCAACAUGACCAUGAAUCCAGCGAUGUAACUCUUUGUGUAACAGUUAUAACAACUUUUAGUUUUCCACUUCACCUGUA